AUGCCUAUCCUGAAAACCCCAUCGGCACCCCCAGUAGCUACAAACUCUUACCAGCCACGAUUACCUCCUCCACCUCCACCUCUCCCCCACACCACAGGUCCACUGUUUGAGAACCAGCCCUUCACUGUUAGUUGGAACAUCCCUGAUCGGGUUUGUAACAAGCACAACAUCUUGCUGGACACCUCACCCUUUAAAGGAGUGGCCACACCUGCUAAGGUUCCAGGCCAGUUCCUGUCUCUGUUUUAUACAGAUCGACUGGGUCUUUACCCACACGUAGACCUUGCUAGUAAGAAGCAGUUCAAUGGUGGCAUUCCACAGGGAGGUAACCUGAAAGCCAGUCUGAACAAGGCCAGAGCAGAUAUUAACUACUACAUCCCAUCCAAGACAUCCCAGGGCUUAGCUGUGAUAGACUGGGAGGAAUGGCGCCCCCUGUGGGAUAGAAACUGGGGCACUAAAAGAGUAUACCAAAAAUUAUCUGUGACCCGCAUUAUGCAGGCAAAUCGCUCCCUCACAGUGCAGCAGGCCACAGAAAAAGCCAAACAACAGUUCCAGAUGGCAGCGAGAAAUCUCAUGUCAGGGAUGCUGGCAGUGGGAAGAGCUAUGAGACCUAACUAUCUCUGGGGCUUCUACCUGUUUCCUAACUGCUACAACUAUGGCUGGGAGAAGCCAGACUACACAGGCCGCUGCUCUAAGAAGGUGAGGAGGCAGAAUGAUGAGCUGCUCUGGUUGUGGGAGUCCAGCACUGCCCUCUUCCCAUCUGUUUACCUGCAGUUCUCUCUGGGGGACAGUGUCAAAGCCGCUCUGAUGGUCAGGAACCAAGUCCAGGAAGCUUUGAGGGUGUCUGCCUCGCCCAGUAGAACUGGCACUGCGCCUGUGUUCGUUUACACUCGACCUGUCUUCGUUGAUCGGAAUAGACGCUUCCUUAGUCAGGGGGAUCUGGUCAGCACCAUCGGGGAGAGUGCAGCAAUGGGAGCAUCUGGCACUGUGCUGUGGGGGGCCAGUGCAGACUAUGAUGACCAGACCUCUUGUACAGCCUUCUCAUCCUACCUCUCCUCCACCCUCAAUCCUUACAUCACCAACGUGACGGCAGCUGCCCAGCUCUGCAGCAACUUCCUGUGCCAGGGGAAUGGCCGCUGUGUCCGAAAAAACUACAACUCCAGCCACUACCUCCACCUAAACCCUGAGAAUUUCAAAGUCAUACAUGUGCAGAGCCGCUACCUUGUACUAGGGAGACCUACUUUCACAGACCUGAAGACUUUCAGUAAGAGGUUUACCUGUCAAUGCUACCAAGGACUGAACUGCACUCCCAGGACAUAUAGAGAGCUAGCUAAGGCCCUGAUAUUUAGUGUCCAACAAGGGUUGCAGCGAAAGGCUUACACUCUAAAUGAAGUUAAUGAAGCUGUGUUGGAUGAUACACAACAGGCCAGUAUUGCUAAGGGUAAUAUAGAAAUACUUUAA
Molecule: messenger RNA, 1458 nt
Organism: Scomber japonicus (chub mackerel)
Lineage: Eukaryota; Metazoa; Chordata; Actinopteri; Scombriformes; Scombridae
Product: hyaluronidase PH-20-like
Exons: 7
Coding region: 1-1458 (485 amino acids)
Biological process (GO): carbohydrate metabolic process; hyaluronan catabolic process
Cellular component (GO): acrosomal vesicle
Molecular function (GO): hyalurononglucosaminidase activity
Source: RefSeq, a predicted model, not a curated record